AUGCCAGCUACAACUACUGUAGUACCAUUAUUAGCAUUUGGUGCAUUAACAGCAAUGUUAGUAGAACAACUAUCUGCUAUGUGCCAAUCUUUAUCUCAAGGACCCUCUACAGCUCUUAAUUUGACUAUUGCAUUAUUAGUAAUCUCUUUGUCAAAUCAUUCUAAAGCUCUUCCUUUCAUACAUUCUCUUAAAUAUCCUAUAGCUACUUCUCUUUCUGUUGGUAGACCUCUCACAUUAUCUGCUGGAUUUACUUCUUGGUUUUGCAAGUAA
Molecule: messenger RNA, 270 nt
Organism: Cetraspora pellucida
Lineage: Eukaryota; Fungi; Glomeromycota; Glomeromycetes; Diversisporales; Gigasporaceae
Source: the annotation of a GenBank genome assembly